This is a messenger RNA of Anisakis simplex (herring worm), 417 nucleotides long. The record is from the annotation of a GenBank genome assembly. Lineage: Eukaryota; Metazoa; Nematoda; Chromadorea; Rhabditida; Anisakidae.
AUGCAAAGAUCCAAAGUGAGAGCCAUCGUUCUUGAAGAUUAUUUCAACAAAAUCGUUUAUCCAAUGAACUCUCAGAUUGUGGCCGGCAUUCAACCGCUCCAAAAUCUGGGAAACGUAAGUGUAAUAGCGAAGUUGUGCGGUAAUCCGGAGAUUGGUAAAGCAUAUGCAAAGAAGUCGAUUGAGGAUGGACUGCAAAAACUUGAGCAAAUUUUAGAAAAGACCAGCGGGAAAUACGCAUUCGGUGAUUCAAUAACAAUGGCAGAUGUGUGUAUAGUACCACAAGUUUACAACGCAAUACGUUUCGGUGUUAACAUGGAUGCGUAUCCAGUAAUCAAACGGAUCGAUGCAUCAUUACAAGACAUCGACGCAAUCAAAAAGAGUCAUCCAUCGCAACAACCGGAUGCAGUGAAUCAAUGA